Molecule: messenger RNA, 993 nt
Organism: Asparagus officinalis (garden asparagus)
Lineage: Eukaryota; Viridiplantae; Streptophyta; Magnoliopsida; Asparagales; Asparagaceae
Product: formyltetrahydrofolate deformylase 2, mitochondrial-like
Exons: 8
Coding region: 1-861 (286 amino acids)
Biological process (GO): 'de novo' IMP biosynthetic process
Molecular function (GO): formyltetrahydrofolate deformylase activity
Source: RefSeq, a predicted model, not a curated record
AUGGAAUGGGAGAGGAGGGAUAAGUCGAGCAUCCCACGCCCUGCUCCUCGGUGGAUCUCGGAAAGCAUCACUUCCCAUGGCGACAACAUCCACAGCUUCGACGUCUUCGCUCCCGAGACCAAGCGGGUCUUCUACUCUCGGAGCGAGUUCGUUUUUGAUCAUGCACGCUGGCCACGGGAUGCGAUGGACAACGACUUCCUGACUCUGUCCAAGCUCUUCAACGCCGAGAAAUCUAUCGUCCGGGUUCCUGAUCUUGACCCAAGAUACACGAUAGCAAUUCUUGCUUCGAAGCAGGAACACUGUCUGGUUGAUUUACUAUACGGAUGGCAGGAGGGAAGGCUUCCGGUGAAUAUUAACUGUGUGAUAAGCAAUCACGACAGAGCUCCAAACACUCAUGUCAUACGUUUCCUGGAGAGGCAUGGGAUCCCGUAUCAUUACUUGCCGACCACGGAAACAAACAAAAGGGAAGAAGAGAUCUUGGCAUUGGUUGAAGAUACUGAUUUUCUAGUGCUCGCUAGAUAUAUGCAGAUACUUUCUGGGGGCUUUUUGAAGAGAUACGGGAAGGAUAUCAUUAACAUUCACCAUGGUCUUCUUCCAUCAUUCAAGGGCAGGAAUCCUUCGAAACAGGCCUUUGAUGCUGGGGUGAAGUUGAUUGGUGCAACAAGUCACUUUGUAACCGAAGAACUUGACACAGGACCAAUAAUUGAACAGAUGGUUGAGAGAGUAUCUCACAGGGAUAAUCUGCAAAGUUUUGUGCUGAAGUCAGAGAGCCUCGAGAAACAGUGUUUAACGCAAGCAAUAAAGUCAUACUGUGAGCUCCGAGUUCUGCCUUACCAUUCGAACAAGACUGUUGUAUUUUGAAUACGGUUCUUGCAUACAUCAACGUACAGGAAUAAGUUUCGCUCUUGUUAUUGGCUCUUAAACCUAUGAUCUUCCCUCAAAUACGAUCACGGGGGGUAUUUUAUUGAAAAACUAACAGAAAAACUAAUUGCA